Molecule: messenger RNA, 2892 nt
Organism: Miscanthus lutarioriparius
Lineage: Eukaryota; Viridiplantae; Streptophyta; Magnoliopsida; Poales; Poaceae
Source: the annotation of a GenBank genome assembly
AUGGCGUGCUCACUCCCGCUCCACGCUCCCCUCUCCUCGUCGCCUCGUAUCCUCUCCUACCUCCCCACGCCCAGAACCCUCCCUCUGUUCCGUCGAAGGCCUAGGAUUCCGCGCCACCGUCCCCCGUCCCCGCCUCGCGCGCUCCCGGACGUUGCUGCGGGGGCCGUGGCGGGCAUUCGGGACGCGCUCGCCGACGCCUUCUUGACGUCGCCGCCGACGUGGCGGUCCGCCGCGGCCAGCAACCUCGCCGUCUUCGUCGCCGGAUCGCCGGUGCUCCUCUCGGGCCUCUCCGCCUCCGGCUUCGCCGCCGCCUAUCUCCUGGGCACCCUGACGUGGCGCGCGUUCGGGGCCCCGGGUUUCCUCCUCGUCGUCGCCUACUUCGUUGUGGGCACAGCGGUUACUAAGUUGAGGAUAAGACAGAAGGAAGCUCUGGGAGUAGCAGAGAAAAGAGGAGGAAGAAGAGGGCCUGGAAGUGUUAUUGGUUCUAGCGCUGCCGGUUGUGUUUGUGCCGUACUAUCAAUAUAUCAUGCUGGUGGUACAGCAUCCUCUGAGCUCUGGAGACUGGGCUUUGUUGCUAGUUUCUGUACUAAACUAAGUGAUACAGUUUCAAGUGAAAUAGGGAAGGCUUUUGGAAGAACAACGUACCUGGUGACAACAUUAAAGGUUGUUCCUAGAGGUACAGAAGGUGCAAUCAGUAUUGAGGGUACUAUUGCUGGAAUUCUAGCGGCUGUGUUUCUUGCAGGUGUUGGUUAUCUUCUUGGGCAGGUGGAUGUAUCACAAGUUGCGGUAUGCGUUCUUGCCUCUCAGAUUGCGAAUUAUGUUGAGAGUUAUAUUGGGGCGACUUUGCAAGACAAGGAAGGUUUUGAAUGGCUGAAUAACGAUAUUGUCAAUGUACUGAAUAUCUCCAUUGGUGCCAUAUUGGCUCUUCUAACGCAGCAGCUGCUCCAACGCCAGGUCGCCAGCGGGUGCUUCCCGCUCUGUACCAUGACUCGGGGAGGCGACACAGAGCUGAGCAAAGAAACAAGCUGGGCCUGUACCCGCUGGUGCUUGUCCGUCUCUCACACUUACCGGCAACCAGCCACCAGUACUUCCGUUUGUGGAAUUACGGGCGACCCGAACGCAACGCGAGGCCUUGCCUUUGCCUGGACGGGGGACCCUGUGCCCCUGUUCUACUUGUACUCCUCGCGCGCUUUCUCUGUCGUCGUCGCGUCAAUCGAGUCGCUCACGCGAGUCACGAGCCCCCUGUUUUAUUGCUGCAAGGGCAAGCCUUCCUUCCUGGCGAGACUCCCCGUCCGUUCCAGUCCGCAAAGGCCCACACCCCAGAGCCGCACGCGCGAGCGCGAACACCAUGGUGCCAGCGUUCAUUGCCCUGCUGCUGUCCCUGCUCCCCGUGGCCGCCGACGCGCAGCGGCAGCGGCAGCGGCGGCGGCGGCGGCAAUGGAUCCAACAGAGAGGGAGACGCUGUUCCGUGUCAUGGAGGCCGUGUCCUCCGACCGGGACUGGCGCGUCGAGAGCCCCGACCCCUGCAGCGCGCCGUGGCCGGGGCUCGAGUGCAAGCCGGCCGCCGACGCGGCGGCGCGCAUGCACGUCACGCGGCUGGACUUCGGCGUGGAGCCCAACCCGACGUGCAAGGACACGGCGUCCUUCCCUCCCGAGGUGUUCUCCCUGCCGCACCUCCAGUCCCUCUUCUUCGUCGACUGCUUCACCAACCCGGCCGCCGCCACGACACUCACCCUGCCGGCGCCCGCCAACCUCUCGGCGGCCUCCGGCCUGCAGCAGCUUAGCAUCAGGGCGAACCCGGCGCUGUCCGGCACGAUGCCGCCGGCGCUGGCCAGCCUCCGGGCCCUCCAGGUGCUCACCGUCUCCCAGAACGGCCUGGUCCGCGGCGAGAUCCCUCUGGGCAUCGGGGACCUCACCUCGCUGGUGCGCCUUGACCUCAGCUACAACUCGCUCUCGGGGCCUGUGCCGACCCAGAUUGGCCAGCUCAGGAGCUUGGUCGGUUUGGACCUGAGCUACAACUCGCUGUCUGGCGCCAUCCCGAGCCGGAUCGGCGAGCUGCGGCAGCUGCAGAAGCUGGACCUCAGCUCCAACAACCUCACCGGCGGCAUCCCGGACACCGUCGCCAACCUGACCUCGCUCACCUUCUUGGCGCUCAGCAACAAUGGCCUGACCGGCCAUUUCCCUCCAGGCAUCUCCGGGCUACGAAACCUCCAGUACCUGAUCAUGGACAACAACCCAAUGGGCGUCCCGCUGCCUUCCGAGCUCGGCAGCCUUGCCCGCCUGCAAGAACUCCGGCUGGCCGGCUCCGGCUACUCGGGCCCAAUACCGGAGGCGUUCGGCCAGUUGGCGAGCCUGACGACGCUUUCGCUGCAGGACAAUAACCUGACGGGGCCGAUCCCCGCGGCGCUGAGCCGCUUGGGCAGGAUGUACCACCUGAACCUGAGCAACAACGCGCUUGGCGGGGCCGUGCCGUUCGACGGCGCGUUCCUGCGCCGGCUCGGCGGGAACCUCGACCUGAGCGGCAACUCCGGGCUGUGCCUGGACGACCGGAGCGUCCUGCGGGGCGUCGGGGUCGGCAUCGGCGCCUGCCGAGGCAGCGGCGACGGUGACACCCCGUCGUCGUCGGCGCGUACUAGCUCGGGGAGCAGAGCUCCGGGAAGAGGUGUGCUUACGACGACUGGUCCCCUGUUAUGCCUGCUCAGCCCUGCGUGCGUGGCCGAUACAGGUGGCAUGGGCAAGGGUGGCAUCGGCGAGUUCGAGGUUGACCUACUCAAGGAUGACCGGACCCGCCGCACGGAGUCCGAUCGUGCCAACGCGCACACAACAGCAAGACCAGAUCCUCCCUGCACAACUGGACCAGACCCACCAACGCUAGGGUCCGGUCGUGUCUAG